UUCCAAUUCAUUUCUACCGAACAAAGCUUUAGGAGUUAAAACAAAUAAAACUAGGUUACCCAAUAAUUACAUUAAUAUCUUUCAACAAUUUUUGCCAAAAUUUCCUCAUACAUUCUUCCUCCUCUCGUUCAUAGAAAUCAUCAACUUCAGUUGCAAUUAACAUGUCGUUUCAAGGCAAGAAACUCAUCAACGAUUCCAAUGCUGUGGUGACUGAAUUCAUUGAGGGUUUGGUGGAGACUUAUCCGGGAUUGCAGUAUUUAGAUGGUUUCCCAGAGGUCAAGGUUGUUUUGCGUGCUGAUGUGUUAAGCUCAACUUAUGAUUACGUUUCUGUUAUAUCAGGAGGUGGCAGUGGUCAUGAGCCUGCUCAUGCUGGAUUUGUGGGUGAAGGAAUGCUUACUGCAGCUAUUUGUGGGGACAUUUUUGCCUCUCCACCAGUUGAUUCAAUUCUAGCUGGAAUCCGAGCUGUAACAGGGCCCAAGGGGUGCCUCUUAAUUGUUAAGAAUUACACUGGGGAUCGGCUCAAUUUUGGUUUGGCAGCUGAACAAGCGAAAUCUGAAGGAUACAAAGUCGAGAUGGUCAUAGUUGGAGAUGAUUGUGCUUUACGACCUAGAGGGAUAGCUGGGCGUCGAGGCUUGGCAGGAACCAUUCUUGUUCACAAGAUUGCUGGAGCGGCAGCUGCUGCUGGUUGUUCACUCGUUGAAGUUACAGAUGAAGCUAGAAGAGCAUCUGAAAUGGUUGGAACUAUGGGUGUUGCAUUAUCUGUGUGCACCCUUCCUGGUCAAGUCACAUCAGAUCGUUUGGGCCCUGGAAAGAUGGAACUUGGUCUUGGAAUCCAUGGAGAACCUGGUGCUGCUGUGGCUGAUUUGCAACCUGUCGAUGUUGUUGUUGCUCAUGUUCUUAUGCAAAUAUUAUCAGCGGAAAUUAAUUAUGUGCCUAUUGAACGCGGGAAUAACGUAGUCCUCAUGGUUAAUGGGUUGGGUGCCACUCCUGUGAUGGAACUAAUGAUUGCUGCAGGAAAAGCCAUUCCUAGAUUGCAGUUGGAGCAUGGGCUUGCUGUUGAUCGGGUGUAUACAGGCAAUUUUAUGACUUCCCUCGACAUGGCAGGAUUGUCAAUUACUGUCAUGAAAGUUGAUGAAGGAAUUCUGCAACGAUUAGAUGCUCCAACAAAGGCUCCAGCCUGGCCUGUUGGUGUUGAUGGUAAACGCCCUCCUGCAAAGAUUCCUGUGCCUGUCCCGCAAUCUCCAAAUUUACAGUGCAAUGAGCUUUCAACUCGGCCACAAGAAUUAAGUGAACAAGGUCAUAUACUUGAGGUGGCUAUUGAAGCAGCAGCUAGUGAAUUGAUUAAUAUGAGGGAUGCUCUUAAUGAUUGGGAUAGUAAAGUUGGUGAUGGUGAUUGUGGAUCUACAAUGUUUCGCGGCGCUUCUGCAAUCUUAGAAGACAUGAAGAAAUAUUAUCCUUUGAAUGACGUAACAGAGACUAUAAAAGAGAUUGGAUCGUCUAUCAGAAGGGUUAUGGGAGGGACGAGUGGUAUAAUAUAUGACAUCCUCUUCAAGGCAUCAUAUGCUGAAUUAAAGUCUACCAACCAGAGCACAGUUACAUCUAAAGAAUGGGCAUCGGCACUUCAGGCCGCCAUUGCUGCCGUGAGUAAGUAUGGAGGGGCGAUUGCUGGCUACCGGACACUAUUAGAUGCACUUAUUCCAGCUUUAGAAGUUCUACAAGAGAGACUAAACACUGGGGAUGAUCCUGUGGAUGCUUUUGUUAUCUCAUCUGAAGCAGCUCUUAGCGGUGCUGAAUCUACUAAGCACAUGCAUGCUCAGGCUGGGCGCUCAACAUAUAUUUCCAGUGAUAUUCUAGCCUCUGUUCCAGAUCCUGGUGCUAUGGCUGCUGCUUCGUGGUAUAGAGCAUCAGCUUUAGCUGUCAAAAAGUUUCACCAGACUUCAUAGUAUACUUCAUCUGUUGUGAAGGUUUUUCCGUGUCUCCCUUUAUUUGGUCCUACAGCGCAUACGUCCUGUGAUAUUCUACCUUGUGUUCCAGAUCCUGGUGCUAUUGGCUUGCUGCCUCAUGGUAUAGAGUUAGCAGCAUUGACAAUCAAGAAGUUUUACCAAACUUGAUAGUUUAGAACAUCUAUUGCCAAGAUUUCUUUGUGUGCCCCCUUUUUUGGCCGCAGAGCUAAUUUUGUUUCAAUCUUGCGCAUAUGACUACAGUUGAAAAUGAGCUAAUUUAGUUUCAAUCUUGCGCAUAUGACUACAGUUGAAAAUUUGACAUCAACGUCAUCUGCUUACUUUUAUGUAUCCUUGAAAUGAUCUGAUUUUACUCCUACAAUAUCCGGGCUACUGCUGAGGUUGUAUUUGCACAUUACAUAUUGUCUAUAUCCAUUUUCUUAA
Molecule: messenger RNA, 2384 nt
Organism: Spinacia oleracea (spinach)
Lineage: Eukaryota; Viridiplantae; Streptophyta; Magnoliopsida; Caryophyllales; Amaranthaceae
Product: putative 3,4-dihydroxy-2-butanone kinase
Exons: 20
Coding region: 162-1943 (593 amino acids)
Biological process (GO): glycerol catabolic process
Cellular component (GO): cytosol
Molecular function (GO): ATP binding; glycerone kinase activity
Source: RefSeq, a predicted model, not a curated record